AUGUCGAGCUGGAAAGAGCGGCACAAAUCCUUGCAACAGUCAUUAAUCGACCUUUCCGUUUUCCAUGCAAGCUCCACCGUUGCCCGUGCAGGGUCCGCCACACAACACCAACAUCACCAGCACGUUGUCCAACCUCCUUUGUUGCAAACACACUUCCCUAGGGAGGCUUGCAUUGCUGUAACAACAUCCUUUACCGUGUUUCCUACUCCGGUACCGAGGUUACAUUGCGUGCUCGUCUCGGUAGUCGGAUUCGUGGAAUACCAGCAACGGGCUCGAAGCUGUUUUGGCUCAUUACUCGUCUCGUAG
Messenger RNA from Pyrenophora tritici-repentis Pt-1C-BFP, 306 nucleotides. NCBI's taxonomy places the organism in Eukaryota, Fungi, Ascomycota, Dothideomycetes, Pleosporales, Pleosporaceae. The record is from RefSeq and is a predicted model, not a curated record.